GAGGAUAAUUACAAAACGAACCCCACCCCCCUGAAUCAGGCGACCGCGCUUGCUCGCGAAGCACUUCUGUGUGGGCGGCUUUGCGCGUGAGGUGGAGUUUGGGAAGAAAGACAAGGCCCCUGAAUAUGAAGGCUCGGCGGGCGCUGCAUUUCGUGUUCAAAGUGGGCGACCGAGCCGAGACCGCGCGCUUCUACCGGGAUGUACUGGGCAUGCGCGUAAGUGGGGGCGCGAGACGGUGGGCGGUUAGGAAAUGGCCUUGGCAGUUUGCGGGGAGGGCUUUUUGUGGCAGGGGUGACGUCACGGCUACGGGUGCCCUAGGGUCCCAAGCCACGCGGGAACGAGUUGGUUUGGUUUUUGAGCAUCUUCCCCUAGAGCGGCUAGUUAAUUACGGCGGCCUCUUUGGCCCAAUCUUUCCUACGGAGGCGGCGUUUGCUUUCGUGAACGUUUGUCGCUCCUGAUUACGCCGCAGUGCGGCGCACUUAGUUUUUCAGGAAUGCAUUGAUUUUAUACAAGUAACAAACGUCAGGAAAAAAUCUGUGUGUGUCUCUGUAUAUCUAUCUGUAUAUAUCUGUAUAUCUAUCUGGGGAAACUCAGCCAGAUGGGCGGGGCAUAAAUAAUAAAUUAUUAUUAUUAUUCCAAAGUGAUCUUAAACGGAACAUGUGACUCUAUCUGUAUAGUCACAUGUUGCGUUUAAGAUCACUUUGGAAUAAUUAUUAUUAUUAUUAUUAUUAUUAUUAUUUAUGCCCCGCCCAUCUGGCUGAGUUUCCCCAGCCACUCUGGGCGGCUCCCAACUGUUAAAAACAAUACAGCAUUAAAUAUUAAAAACUUCCCUAAACAGGGCUGCCUUCAGAUGUCUUUUAAAAGAUAAGAUAGCUGCUUAUUUCCUUGACAUCUGAAGGGAGGGCGUUCCACAGGGCGGGCACCUUGAGUUAAAAUACAAUAUUAAAAACAAUUUUAAAAAUAAAGUGACCCCAAACCAUGCACGUCAAAAGUGUCAAAAGCCGCCUUGUUUGUUCCUGAAUGUUAACUUAUUUUUCUUAAACAAACAGGUUCUAAGGCAUGAAGAAUUUGAAGAAGGCUGCAAGGCCACUUGUAACGGGUACGUUGUCUUCAUUUUGGUUGCUUCUCAUCAAAGCGGACAUUUCACUCAACACUCUUGAGCAGGCCUAGGCAAACUCGGCCCUCCAGAUGUUUUGGGACUACAACUCCCAUCAUCCCUAGAUAUCAGAACCAGUGGUCAGGGAUGAUGGGAGUUGUAGUCCCAAAACAUCUGGAGGGCCGAGUUUGCCUAGGCCUCCUCAAGAGUGUUCGGAGGUGGUAGCCCCAAAGGGAUGGAGAGCUCUGAGGCAGGUGCUGUUGCCUGGCAACGCAAGCUUCUUCUGCCAAUAGUGCCCGCGAUAUAAAUGCUCCCUCGCUUCCCAUUGUCUGACCUUCUGUGACAUCAUGGGACGGGCGCAACAAUUCUACCUGUGUAUAGUGCCGGUGUCUGGGUAGAAUGCCUUAGGACACUAGGACGCGGGUGGCGCUGUAGGUUAAACCACAAAGCCUAGGACUUGCCGAUCAGAAGGUUGGCGGUUUGAAUCCCCGUAAUGGGGUGAGCUCCCGUUGCUCGGUCCCCGCUCCUGCCAACCUAGCAGUUCGAAAGCAUGUCAAAGUGCAAGUAGAUAAAUAGGUACCGCUCCGGCGGGAAGGUAAACGGUGUUUCCGUGUGCUGCUCUGGUUCGCCAGAAGCAGCUUAGUCCUGCUGGCCACAUGACCCGGAAGCUGUACGCCGGCUCCCUCGGCCAAGAAAGCGAGAUGAGCGCCACAACCCCAGAGUCGGCCACGACUGGACCUAAUGGUCAGGGGUCCCUUUACCUUUAUAGUGCCGGUGUCUGGGUAGAAUGCUGCCCUUCAAAUGAGUGCAGCGUUGGGUGGGAAGCUAGAAUAGAAUAGAAAAAGCUGCCUCAAUCUGACCUGGUAUGUCUGCCCAUCAAGCCCUUUAUUGCCCUCUCUGACUGGCUUUCCAGAGUUUCAGGCAAGAGUCUCGCUCAGCCCUACCCAGAGAUUGAACCUGGGACCGUCUCAUGCAAGGCAUGUUCUCUGCCAUUACAUUGGCAUCUGAGUGAGCUGAAGCUCCCCAGAGGAGAGGAAGAUGUAGGCUCCCCCCCCCUCCGAGUUAUUGCAAUACAAAUAAAAGGCAGCUGUGUUUCUAGCCCCUAUGACGGCAAGUGGAGUAAAACGAUGGUGGGCUACGGUCCCGAAGACAAUCACUUCGUCGCGGAGCUAACCUACAAUUACGGAAUCGGAGAUUACCGCCUCGGCAACGAUUUCCUGGUAGGCACCGCUUCAUUCGGUUGAUAAGUGAGAAGGUUUGCAAAAUAUGUUGGUUCUGGGAUCGCUAAGGCUUAGUUUCUGCUCAAAAGAACGGGUGAAAUGAACAAAGCACUGAGUAGGCCCUGGGAGUGCGGUGGGCCACAUUUCUCAUUCUAGAAAAGGUAAAAAGCUCUGCAGUUGCUGUUGGGGGACUUUGGAGUUUGCAUAGCAAAGGGACUAGAUCAGUGAGCUUUCGUGGACUGUGUGUUCUGAGGCUUGGAGUCUUCGAUUGUGGUAGGGUUAGGUGUACUGCAGGUGUUAGGAAACCUUUGGCCCUCCGGAUGCUGCUAAACUACAAGUCCCAUCAGCACCAGCAAGCAUGUCCAAUGGGCACAGAGGCUAGGAGCUGUAGUUAAGAUCUUCCUCAAUGCCCUCCAUCAAAAUAUUCCAGGACGAUUUUAAUCUGUUCUUAGUCGAUUUUUAUUUUAACUUUUUGAAAGUCUUAAAUUAUUGUUAAUUUUUCUUAUUGAUGAUUUUAUUCUUUCUGUAAAGUGUUUUGAGGGUUUUUCUUUUACAAUCAAGCAGUGUAUAAGUUUUAUGAAACGAAAAAAAUUGUAAAGAAAGAUUGUCUUGUCAACAGAGGCCGGUCAGAAAGUGAGACCUCUGAAGCCUAUCCAACAGCUUGGGCGGUUUCAGAAACUUCAGGGGUCAAAUGUGGCAGGCGGGUGUUAUUUUUUUAUACUGCUACAACUCCUACAUUUAUAUCCCGCUUUUACUCCAAGGAGCUCAAGGCGGUAAGCAUGUUUUCCCCCUCCUCCUCUUGCCAUUUUAUUGCAAACACAACCCUGUGAGGCAGGUUAGGCUGAGAAAGAGCAGUCGGCCCCAGGUCAUCCAGGGCUGUGAUUCUGGGGUUAUUUUCUUCUUCUUCUUCUUCUUGCCAUGCCAGGGGAUGACUAUUGUGUCCAGCCAGGCUGUGAGCAAUGCCAAAAAGCUGCAGUGGCCGCUCAAAGAGAUCUCAGCAGGCGUCUACGAAACGGAAGCCCCAGGAGGAUACAAGUUCUGCCUGGAAGACAAAACGUCAUCAAAGGAAGGUAAAGAGGGGUGCCAUGUGAUACUCUGUAGUUAGGAUGACACUGGAUUUUUCUGCCCGUGGAGAUUCAGGCUUCUGAAAAAAAAUUCUUUUCCUUUAAGCUCAUGCAGGCAAGAAUGCCUAUUUCCACAAUUGCUAACUGAUUUCUGAUUUUAAUCACCGUAUUUUUCGCUCUAUAAGACGUACCAGACCACAAGACGCACCUAGUUUUUGGAGGAGGAAAAGAAGAAAAAAAAUAUUCUGAAUCUCAGAAGCCAGAACAGCAAGAGGGAUCGCUGUGCAGUGAAAGCAGCAAUCCCUCUUGCUGUUCUGGCUUCUGGGAUAGCUGCGCAGCCUGCAUUAGCUCCAUAAGACGCACACAUAUUUCCCCUUACUUUUUAGGAGGGCAAAAGUGAGUCUUACAGAGCAAAAAAUACGGUAUUUGAUAUGGCUUCCAUCCUUUUGUUUUUAUGUGCAAUUGUUGCAAACUGCUCAGAUUUUUUAAAAUAAUGAAUCAGCAGUACAGGCAACCCCCUAUUGACGUGUGUUCAAUAUGUGUGCAACUGUGCAUAUGCUCAUCAUGCCAAACCCCCGGAAGUGACCUAAAAAUGUCACAAAAAGGAGCAGAACUCGGCUGGGUGGGGGUGGAACUGGGUCAGAAUAGGGUUUUUGCAGGCUUUAAAAAAGGUGUUUCAAAUAUACGCAGUUUCACUGACACGUGCGGUGCCCAGAACAUAACCCCUGCGUAAAUGCGGGUGGGGGAGAGGCGUUGCCUGUAUAUAACCAGUUUUUAUAAAGAAUAACAAUAAAGUUGGGGAGAGCAACUACCAGCCACCAGCCCCAAAUUUCUUGCAAUCCUCAAUCCUAUUCCUAAAGUCCAUCCAUUCCUGAAGCUCUUCCAUUCUUUCAGAUCCUGUGCUGAAGGUUACUUUGGCCGUGUCCAGCCUGCAGAAAUCUGUGGACUACUGGUCUAAGUUCCUGGGCAUGAAGCUGUACGAGAAGGACGAAGACAAGCAGAAGGCUCUGCUCGGCUAUGGAGAUAACCAGGUGAGGCUGAAGGGGCACCAGGCAGCUGAGGGGAUCCUCAGGGCAUCUUCCAGGUAUAUGUGGCAGAGACAGGGGCCACCAUUCCAGCUUCUGCAGUGGUUGGGCGUCUAUGGCUCUCAGUACCCAGCACUGGGUACCGGGCGCUGUGGUCUAAACCACAGAGCCUAGGGCUUGCCGAUCGGAAGGUCGGCGGUUCAAAUCCCUAUGAUGGGGUGAGCUCCCGUUGCUCGGUCCCUGCUCCUGCCAACCUAGCAGUUCGAAAGCACCUCAAAGUGCAAGUAGAUAAAUAGGUACCACUCCAGCGGGAAGGUAAACAGUGUUUCCGUGCGCUGCUCUGGUUCGCCAAAAGCGGCUUAGUCAUGCUGGCCACAUGACCCGGAAGCUGUACGCCGGCUCCCUCGGCCAAUAAAGCGAGAUGGGCGCCGCAACCCCAGAGUUGUCUGCGACUGGACCUAAUGGUCAGGGGUCCCUUUACCUUAUCCAGCACUGUUAACAAACUAUACAGUUCCCAGGAUUCCAUCGGGGAAGUCAUGUGCUUUAAAUGGAUGUCAUGGAUGCCACCGCUCUCUUCGCAAGCCCCACUUCUGCUGUUGCUGCUGCUGCUGCUGCUGAGGCACCAGUCUUUGUUGCAAACCCAGUGGUCUGAUUUCCUUUCCUUUUAUUUCCCCCUUCCAGUGUAAGCUGGAGUUGCAGGGCAUCGGCCAAGCCGUGGACCACGGGGCAGCCUUUGGGAGGAUCGCCUUCUCCUGCCCCAAGGAAGAGGUCAGUGGGGAUUGCUUACAAGAUUUGUCAGGAAGGGCCUGCCGCUCAAGUGGUAGAUGGAAGGUCCCGGGUUCGGUUCCUGGCGGCAUCUCUAGGUCGGGCUGGGAGAGACUCCUGCACGAAAUCUUGCAGAGCCCCUGCCAGUCAGAGUAGAGAACACUGAGGUAGGCCCAGUGGCCUGGACAUUCCAUCAGGCAGCUUCUCAGGUUCCUAAUAUUCCCAACAAGACAAAGGCAACUUUACCUUGAAAUAAAUGCUUAGUGGGGAAAUAUCAAAGGCGUGCGACACCUGUUCAUAAAUAAAAAUGAUGAAUGGCUACCAAUAUGUUCAUUAAAGUCCUUCUUCACGCAGCACCCAGUGAAGCUGUGGUGCUCACUUUUGCAGUGGCAGGUAUGGCUUCAAAAGAUUGGACAAUUUCAUGGAGGAAAAGGCUGCCAAUGUUUACUAGUCACAAUGACUGGGCUCUGCCUCCCAAUGCUUCUGAAUGCCAGUUCCUGGAAACCACAAGAAGAGAGAGUUUCUCUUGUGCUCGGUCCCACUUGCAGAAUCCCCACAGGGGCCUCUGGGAGGCCACUGUAAGAACAGGGUGCUGGGCUAGAGGGGCCGCUGCCCCUUCUUCUUACAGUCUUUUUAAAUUUUGUUUUAUUCAUUUCCCUUUUUCAUUCAUUAUAUACAUCUCAUAUUCAUAACAUUUACUAUGCGUCCCUCCCCUCCUGGGCUUCCCCCAACUUCUGAUUUGUUUCUCCUUUCACCCACUUUGCUCCCUCCUAAAAGAAAAAACUACUAAUAACAUAUACAAUAACAUCAAACCUAAAAACAUAAAAAUAACAAUGAAUACACCAUAUUAUUUCUCUAUCUUCUACACAUUUUCUAAUACUAAUAAUGUGAAUGUUUAUUUUAAAUCUCUUCUUACAGUCUUAAUUCAGCUAGUUCUUGACUACUGUAAAUGGAUCCAUUUGGCUUAUUUAUUUAUUUGAUGACGUCUGGAUCCCAACCUCCCUCUAAGGAGCACAAGGUGGCAUCCAUACUCCUCCUCCCCAUUUUAUCCCCACAAUAACCUUGCCAGGUAGGUCAGGCUGAGAGACAAGGACUGUCCCAAAGUCGCCCAAGGAGCUUUGUGGCCAAGUGAGGAUCUGAACCCUGAUCUCCCAGCUCCCAGUCUGGCACUCUAACCACUACACCUUAAACACAACUGGAAGGGAUUCUUCAAAAACUAUUUGGCAUCCAAGUUUUAGAUUUCUUUCAUUAAAGGUGCUCAAAGAUUUUCUAAAAGAGAAAUGAGCUUCCUCUUCUGUUCCCUCACUCAAAAUGGAUGCAUUCGCACUCUGAUUUUCCCUUCCCCGUUUUGUUUGUCCUCCCAAGUUGCCCGGCAUCGAAGCCUUGAUGAAGAAGGAAGGCCAGAAGAUCUUGACCCCCCUCGUGAGCCUGGACACGCCUGGGAAAGCGACGGUUCAGGUGGUCAUCCUGGCAGAUCCCGUGAGUGCAGCUUCAAAACAGCUUUCGUGCCUCCAACGUAGGUCAGGAACGAGGGCUCUGUGGCCAGGUGUCGUUGGACUCCAACUCCCAUCAGCCCUGGUUGCAGCAGGGCCAGUGGUCAGGGGCGAUGGGAGUUGUAGUCCAUCAGCAUCUGGAGGGCCACAGGGUCCCCUAUCCCUUAUCCCACGAAGCAGCAUUCCCUACUUGUGUGCAAGAGGUGAAGGAAUGUCUCUGUUUAGCAGAGGAAGUCCUUCCUGAGAGAGGAGAAUUCCUCUUCUUAGAGCAACAAUUGACAAAGCUGUAGACCUCCAAAUGUAGGACUUCCGACUCCUGCCAUCUCUAUGGGUUCCUGUAUAUGUAGUGCAUGCGAAGGGAAAUUUUUGACACAUCGCAAAGUUCCAAAAAAAUAAACCAGAGGCAAUUUCAUCCAGCAGAGCUUUACUGCUACUGAAGGCAAAUGAGCACAAUGGUGACAGAUCCAAUACAUUCAGGAUUGGCACAGGCCAUAAGAAUUCCAGUUACAGCAGUCUUACCUUAAACUUAACAAUAACUUAUAAUAAGACUAAACCUUAACACAGAACAGAACAGAACACCACACCAGAACAUACAGAGAGAAAAGAGAAAGUGUGAAAUAGAACCCAGGCUCCUCCUGGCCUGACUAUUAUAGUCAGCAGGACCUUGACAAGAAAGGAGAAGGAACCAGUUUAAACCAGCUGUACUCGGCUUCCUAGAAGGAAUAACCCAAACACCAGAAACCACCUGCCUGUUUCUUUCACGUAGAAAGAAACCUUCCAGAACACUCUUGAACUAAGCAGAACAGGAAAGACCUCUACACAUCAGAUCAAUACCUUCUGUACUAAGAAACUGACAGUAUAUCCCCCAAAUAAUUGCCAGCUGCCUUGAGUAGUGACUGCGACCGCCGUGGCAAAUGUCGCUUCCCUUCAGUUGACCCCUUUGCUGUUCCUCCUCUUUUUUUUUUUAAUGAUAUUUAUUAAAAUUUUCAAAGGAUACAAAGAUUACACAAAAACAAAAAGUAAAAGUACAAAAAAUAAAAAUACAAAAAAAAAGAAAAUACAGAAAAAAGAAUAAAGAAAAAACAAAACAAGUUCAUUAUUUUCAGACCCUUAACUGUCAUUACCUUCUUUCUUAGACCUCCUCCUCCUCCCUUCCUUUGUAUUCUAAUUAUUAAUUAUCCCAGCAAAUCCUUUCCUUUCCAUGUUUCAUAAAAUUCUAUCAUUACAUUACCCUCGACUAAUUUAAUCCUAUCUUUCUAUAAUAAAAUAAACCUUAAAGUUUAAAACUUAAGUCUUAACCUUACCAGCUUCUUGUGAUCAUAAUAUUCUUUCAUAAUUCUUUAUGCAUCUUUACUAAAGCCAGGUAAUUUCUUCCAACAUUUUUCUAUCAUUCAUCAACUUUGUAAAACAUUCUAAUAAUAAAAAAGAAAGAAAGAGAGAUAUAAACAAGUCCAAUCUUUAUCCAACGUCCCUUUCUCCUGGUUCCGGGAUUUGUCAGUCCUUAUUAACCCGGUAACCUUAUGUCCGAGGCCCUCAAGUCACUUCCAUGGCCCUUCCGCGGCUCUUCUUCAUACUUAUAACUGUAAUUUCCCUUAUCUCCUCGUGAUAACUCCAGCUGUUCCUCCUCUUCCACCUGCUUUAGGACGGCCACGAGAUCUGCUUCGUCGGGGACGAGGCUUUCAGAGAGCUUUCCAAGGUGGACCCAAACGGCGGGAAACUCUUAGACGAGGUGAGUCUCCCCCUUUCAACGUUUAUUCCAAAUUAAAGGUGAUCCAAGGGCUCAGCUUCUCUCCUCCGCGAUGCGCCUCACGGCUUUUCUCUACUCUCCUGCAGGCAAUGGCGGCCGACAAGAGCCACGAAUGGUUUGCCAAACGUAACACCCCAAAGCCUUCCGCUUAGCCUGGGUGGGGAAUCGUCUGGUUGGCAGUGUCUUUUGUGGGGACCUGGGAAAGGAGGCCAUCGGCCAUACUUUCUGCGCACGUGGAUGAGUAGUGCUGCUAUCGCUUGGAACUCCUUCUCUUUUAAUUAAAUUAAUUAUGGUUUCCUUCCUUCCUCUUUUGAAUCUGUUCCUUUCUUGU
Messenger RNA from Podarcis lilfordi (Lilford's wall lizard), 8741 nucleotides. NCBI's taxonomy places the organism in Eukaryota, Metazoa, Chordata, Lepidosauria, Squamata, Lacertidae. The record is from the annotation of a GenBank genome assembly.